This is a messenger RNA of Oncorhynchus keta (chum salmon), 787 nucleotides long. RefSeq names its product galectin-1-like. Bases 1 to 390 code for a protein of 129 amino acids. The transcript is spliced from 4 exons. Lineage: Eukaryota; Metazoa; Chordata; Actinopteri; Salmoniformes; Salmonidae. Gene Ontology annotation, molecular function: carbohydrate binding. The record is from RefSeq and is a predicted model, not a curated record.
AUGGAAUGUGAAGCUGAGAGCUGGAGACCAGUUGAAAGUGGCGGGGGGAGGAUUCUGCCUGAGGCGAAGGGGUUCCAGAUAGAUCUGGGCUGUGACGAAGAUCACCUGGCACUGCACUUCAACCCACGUUUUGAGGAUGACACGGACGGUGCUGUGCUCGUGUGCAACUCAAAGAUUGACGGCUGCUGGGGUCAUGAGGAGAGAGAGAAACACAGUGGCCUCCAAAGGGGUUCUACUUUCAAGAUUGUCCUGAAGCUGACCGGAGACCUGUUUGAAGUGGAGAUGCCUAAUGGACAUGAGAUCAAAUUCCCCAACCGUUCCGUCUUGGACGUCAUUACCUACGUUCGUGUCAGAGGGGACUUAAAGCUCACCGCCUUUAAGAUCUACUAAAGAGACCCAUAAUAUCCACCUUGUGUAGCCUGGCAACAACGGCACGGCCAAUUUGUCUCAUUUUGUCUUCCAAUUUCCGUGGCGUUCCGGCCCAAUGACACACAAGCAAGUGGGCGGGGCUACAUAUAGAGUUAGACCAAUGGGCAGUAAAGACAGGAUCAAUGGCCUGUAUCAAAUAGUAAAUGGAAAUAUGGGAUGACCAUGGUACGUUUUGUUGUCACAAUAUUCUGACAAACAGUAAACACAAGGGACAACUGGGGAUGAGGUUAGGAUACUGUCAACUAAUUACAUUCCUUUACAAAUACAGACGUAUUACACACACACACACAUCUUGAUGAAAUAUCAGUCAAUGUUUUACUUGUUUUGGUGAGAGAGAAUGUAUUCUGAUACUGUAGUA